AUGUCGAAUCCAAAAAAUAAAUCCCUAUCAUCUCCAGGAAAACAUUCUCAUCCAUCUAUAUCAACAACAAAUCAAAUUGAACAACAUCAUCAAAUACGUCAUUCAAUACAUUGUUCUGAUUAUCCUUCAUCAUUAUUUUCAACAAUCAAUCAAUUUCGUUUAUCAGAUUUAUUUACUGAUGUAACUAUUUAUGUUGAUGGUGUUCCAUUUGCUUGUCAUCGUUUAAUACUUGCUGCAGCUUCGCCAUAUUUUCGUGCUAUGUUUUCAUAUAAUUUUCGUGAAUCAACGGAAGGAAAUGUUCGUAUACAAGAUAUUACACCAUGGACAAUGAAACGAAUACUUGAAUUUAUUUAUACAGGUCAUACAGAUGUAAAUUAUGAAAAUUUAUUUGAAAUGUUUAAUGCAAGUGUUAUGUUAUCAAUAAAAGAAUUAACUGAUUUACUUAUAAAAUUUCUUUAUUUACAAAUUGAUAUCUAUAAUUGUAUACAAAUUGAACAGCUAGCAACAUUAUAUUCAUUAGAAACUUUACGUCGUACAACAUUACAAUAUAUUGUUGAUCAUUUUAUGUGUUUAUAUGAAAAAAAAUUAUUUGUUCAAUUAAAUGAACAUACUUUAAUGGAAGUUUUAUCGGAUGAUAAUUUAGAUAUACCAAAAGAAGAAUAUGUUUUUUUAACUAUUGUACAAUGGGUUAAUUAUCAUCCAAUUGAACGUGAACAAUAUUUUCAAAGUUUAUUUAAAUUUAUACGUUUAAAUUCUAUAAGUGAUAGUGAUUUUGUAACAAAUUCAAUGCGUAAUGAAAAAUUAGUACAAAAAUAUACAACUUGUUUACGUACAUUAAAAGAUUUUUAUUCAAAUAAUUUCAUUCCAGAUUUACUUGGUCCUAUUCGACCAAGUACUCAAAUCAGAUAUCAUUUAAUUGUGAUUGAAUUAUAUUCGAGUGAUGAUGAAAAUGAUGAAGAUGAAAGUGAAACUGAACAAUCAACGACUGUAAAAGAACCUGAUGAGUCAAUUGUAACAUUCUAUCAGAAAUUUUCUGCUCAAUUACAAGUGAACGAUGUAGCAACAACAAAUCAUACUUUGAGCCCAAAUAAUGUUGAUUCAAAUCAUUGUGACUAUUUUAUAAAUUCCCAUAAUCAUGAUCGUUCGUCAUCGCCUGAUCAUCGUUUAUCAUCAUUAAACUGUCAUUUACAUGCCUAUGAUUUUUUCCGACAACGAUGGCGUUUUCUUGGUCGUUUGCCAGAAAUAUUUUCUCAUGUAUCAUGUAUAUCAACAAAUACAACAUUGUAUUUAUUCGGUGGACAAUUAAAAUCUGGAGAAUUAAGUGAUCGUAUAUGGACAUUAUCAUUAGCAACACUUAAAUGGCAAAUGUCUUCUGUACAUUUACCAUAUCCCCGUGGACAACAUACAUGUGUUCUUUUUAAUAAUGUUGUUUUAUUAUUUUUUGGUGUUUCACAUUCAUCAUCAUCUAUAAAUCCAUGUCAUUCAGUAGAUAUGUUUGAUUUAACAACUGAAACAUGGACAUGUCUCGGUGAAAGUGUACCUUCAUAUCAAUGUGAACCAAUUGUUGCAACAGGACAAUUAGUAUUAUUAUCAAAUAAAAAUGAUACACAAGUAUUACAUACAUAUAAAUUAAAAAUGCAACAGCAUGAUGAAUUUACGAAUGGACAAUCGAUUAAAAUGAAUACAUCUAAUGAUGAAUUAUCAUCAACAGUAAUAAAAGAUAAAACACAACUUUCCAGAACUCCAUCACUUGAUAGUACUCUUGUAAAUAAUCCAUGUUUAACAUCAGCUGGUUAUUACAUGCUACCACGUAACAAUAAUAUUGGUCGCUUUUCACUUGUAACACAUGACGAUGAUCUUUAUCUUAUUUAUUGGCAAUCAAAACAAGUUUAUCGUUUUAAUUUAGUACGUAACGAAAUCUUAUUAAAACAAUCAAUGCCAUAUUCCUAUUUAAAUCAUUGUCAAUGUGUUCUUGUUGAUCGACGUGUAAUUGUUAGUGGUUUAGUAUGUUUAUCAAAUUUAACUGAUAUAGAAAAGCAAGCUUUGUUAUUGUCAAACGAAAAAAAAUCCUCAAAAAAAGAUUCCUAUUGGACUAUACAAAUAUAUGAUAUUGAUGAAGAUCGGUGGUCCCUAUUACCUGAUCAACAAAUUCAACGAAAACAUCUAUUAUUGGUAUCAAAAUUAUCUUAA
Messenger RNA from Adineta steineri, 2190 nucleotides. Lineage: Eukaryota; Metazoa; Rotifera; Eurotatoria; Adinetida; Adinetidae. The record is from the annotation of a GenBank genome assembly.